GCGGGGAGAUCUGGAGGGCAGGGCUCGGACAGGUUAGGGGCGCUCCACACCUCUUAUCGGCCUCGCCGUGGGUCCGCGCUCCUGUAGGUCAGCGGGUCAGCGGGGCCUGCGGCGGCCCUGGCCCAUGGCAGGGUCUGCGGCGCCCGCGGCGCCUCUGUCGGGCCAGACGGUGUGGCUGUCGCGCUUCGCCUCGGUGCGCGGCUCCUACGGCGCCUUCUGCAAGGGGCUCACCCGCACUCUGAUCACCUUCUUCGACCUGGCCUGGCGGCUGCGCACGAACUUCCCCUACUGCUACGUGGUGGCCUCGGUGAUACUCAACGUCCGCCUGCAGGUGCGGAUUGAGUGAGCGCCAGCAGCGGUGGUGGCCGGGUCAGAGUCGCCUGCCCACCAGCGCCGAGCCUGGACACCUUGUGAAGGACAGCGGGGCCGCCGGACGCUUUGGGGUGCAGAGUGGCCUGGGUCCCUGCAACUGUAGACACCCGCGUCUGGGGGACCGCUACCCGACCCUGGACCCCGUCAACACCUGCAAGAAAACUCACGCAACGGGUCCUUUGCACUGGGCUCAAGAAAAUUACGAGUCCAGCUGACCUGUUGCCUCACACUGGCCAAAACUGGGAAAUCGGAAAGAAGGAAUUUUACUGCAGGGAAUUCAUUUGCCAAGUCUGAGCAAAAAGGCAUUGGUCUUUAUAGGUGGUGUCCAGCCACUAUCUGGCUUGUCAAGAAUCUGAUCCCUGCCUGGAAGUGCCUCUAUUCCUGCAGCCACCUGGGGAGCAACUGAGUGAAAUGCCCAGGAGGAGGGGAAGGGCCUUCUUGGUAGAGGCCCAGCAUGGACAGAGGCCUUGAAGCUUGAAGGGUGGGUGGCCCAGGGAUUGGGCCCUGGCAUGGGAAGGAGGGUCAUGUUUCCUUGGGAACAGAGAUCUCCUAGCAACACUGUGAGGAAGAUAUAUUCUCCCCACUCAUGGGGCUCCAGGGAAGGGGCUGGGAUUUGCCCUUGUCACACAGGUGGGAGGGUGGAGCUGAGUCUGCUGUUGGACCUGCAAUCUCCCACUCCCUCCACAGACUUCCUUAAGAUCUGGCAGUCUGUGGAACAGGGAAGGAGUACAGAGCUCCCAGGUACCUAGGAGGAGAGGGAUCCAGGGGUAGGAAAUCUGGGAUAUGGCUUUCCUUGGAGUGGUAUGGAAGGUCCCAGGGAAGACAAAACAGUGAGCUAAGAUGGGGCACAAGAGAGAUGGGUCUCUGAACCCUCUCUCUGUCCCUGGACUCAGGCUCCAUCCCCAGGAUCACACAGGAGAAUCUCAUCCAGAUGACCUGGGAUUGACUCUGAAGGCCCCAGGCAUGCUGCUAUUUGGGAUCCCAAAAUAGCCAGAAGCUGCCCAAGGGGAGUCCUCACCACCCAUGCCUAUUCCCUCAGCUCCUCUGGCACUGGUAGCUCAAGUCCCAUGUACUGAGUUCCUGGGACCAAAACCUACAGAAGCCUGGCCAGUCCCAGGGACAGAGUGGCCCAGCCUCCUACUGCUGCCCUUCUCAGCUGCUCACUGGAUCUGGGGUCUCCAAUGAAGAUCUCAGUUCGCUCCACCCCAAGGAUGGAGGCUUUAACAUGGCUGCCAUGUGUCCCUGUGGUUUCCCAAAGUCUAGGCCUGGUAGCUUCCUUCCUUGUGCCAAGUCCCUCUGGAGCCCUUCAUCCUGCUGACCCUUCUCAUCUUGUCCACUCAGGACCACUUCUGGAGACCUGUCAGCCUCUGACCUCAUCCACAGGUCUCUGGGCCACCUCUAUGGGACAAGAGACACAGGGUAGAAGAAGAAAGCAGGAGCCAAGGGGCCUCCUUGGGUCAGCUACCCAGUUUUGGCCCUUUCAAAUCCUGGUCCCACCCUCUGGGUGAUAGGAUCUCCAGCUCCAGCCUCUUCCGCAGUCAGCCAGGAAGGAAGGAGGAUGGCCCCUCACUCCUCACUGAGUGUGUGUGCAUGUUUGAGUACGCAUGUGUGUGUGAGUUUGCCAGCAAGCUUGUGGGGGUGUGAUGGAGGGGAUGGAGCUGUUGAGUAUGAGGAGCUGCUCUGGCUGCCCAGCCCUCUCUGCAAAGGGCUCCACUUGGGGCCUAGGAGCCCUUUUCUAUAGGGAGAAAAGUAAGUGGAGCCUCAGGGCCACCCUCAGACCUCCACUCCAGGGAAACCCAACCCUGCCCAGCACCCUGGCUUGGUCUUUUGCCGCCUCUGCCAAAAGGGAUUGGCCCCAGGCCCCACCCAGCCUUGUGUUCCUCCACUGUUGGGGCCUUGACCCAUGAGUGAGCUUCUGCUUUCCUGCCUCCCCUCUUGCCCGCUUUCUCUCCCUCAAGGGCCCUUGCUGCGUGAUGGGGUCUCCAUGCACUUUAUUUAUUUGCAGUCUGUGUUCCAGGUGGCUUCUACAUAUUCAGAGACCCAGCCUGGAUGACCUUACAUUUCUGUGUGAUGAUCUCUGCGCUGGCCAGCACAGUCUGGUCAGGGAUAUGUUCUUGUUUCUGAUAUUGUCACAUGUUGUUGUCCCCCUAUGUUAAAAAGAAAGUCCUUGAGUUCAGAACACUACAA
Messenger RNA from Marmota monax (woodchuck), 2559 nucleotides. RefSeq names its product small integral membrane protein 10-like protein 2A. The transcript is spliced from 2 exons. The record is from RefSeq and is a predicted model, not a curated record. Bases 125 to 346 code for a protein of 73 amino acids. Lineage: Eukaryota; Metazoa; Chordata; Mammalia; Rodentia; Sciuridae.